AUGCGUAAACAAGCUCUGGGAAAGUCCUCCGCCCCCUUUCUAUCUGUCUCGCUCAGUGAAGCUAGUUCCGUGUUCUACUACUUUAUUAUUACAACACCAUUCACUCUAAUAACCCACCAUCAGAUUUACACAGUAGUGGAUUUACAUCAGAUCCUCAUGACCAUGGCCUCUUGAAAAUAAAAUAAAAAGGUGCAGAAGUCCUACAGAACCAGGGGAAGGUUACAAUGAAGCACCCUUGAGCUUUCAUUCAGGAGAAUGUAUUUUUCACAAGGUGAAGAUUCGCUUGAAAUGAGACCGAUGCGGGGAGCAUCCCAGCUGUGCAUUGUAGCACAGCAGCUCCUGUGAGCACCGACUGGCCCCAUCACCUCUCCUCCCGUCUCCACGGAUCUGCCAGCCUAACCUGUCCUAGAAAUGGCUGCUCAGAGGAAGCACCUGGUCAGAGAUUUUAACCACUACAUUACCUGCUACGUCUGUAAAGGAUACUUAAUCAAGCCCACCACAGUGACCGAGUGCCUCCACACUUUUUGCAAACGCUGCAUCGUCCAACACUUUGAAGACAGCAAUGACUGUCCCAAAUGCGGCAUCCAAGUUCACGAAACAAAUCCGUUAGAAAUGCUAAGGCUGGACAACACAUUGGAAGAGAUCAUAUUUAAACUUGUGCCUGGACUCAGAGAAAAGGAACAACAACAGGAAAUAGAAUUCUGGAGGAAGACCAAAUCAAAAGAAAAUGGAGGAGAUGACAGUCCAAGAGCCAAGAGAGCCCGAAUGGAUGAUGACGAUGAGGAAGAUGGAGACCACGAUCACCACAGAAGUGACCCCCAGAUAGCUAUCUGCCUUGACUGCUUAAGAAACAACAGUCAAUCGGCAGAAAACAUAGUGAAGUCUGAGUUUCUACCCAACCUUGAGAAAACGAUCUUGUUUCAAUUCCCGCUCCAGGGUUUAAUGAAGAAAUUUAUACGCUGCUCAACUCGAGUGACGGUUGGAACAAUAAAGAAGUUUCUUAGUCUGAAGUUAAAGCUUCCAACUUCUUAUGAGCUGGAUGUACUAUGCAACGGUGAGAUCAUGGGGAAAGAUCAUACUAUGGAAUUUAUCUAUAUGACAAGAUGGAGACUUCGGGGUGAAAAUUCUUACCCAAUGGUACUACAGUAUCGACCGCGGAUUGACUUUGGCUAGACCACAGGGAGACAGAGUGAACCUGCUGAGGUGACUCCUGCACUAAAGUAAACCCAUCGACAGAUUGCACAAUGAAUGGAUGUGCCUGGACCAGGGACACAGAUGAUUCUGUUUCUUUGCUGCAUGCAGAUAGAUGUCUAUCCUGUUAGAGUUUGGUUUCUUUAAGUCAGUUUUAUAUUUUAAUUUGACAACAAAUUAAUGUGUGCCAAUCUUGCUUCUUCAACAUCCUACCUAGAAUAAUUGUAGCACUUGGCAUGGGUUUUUCGUAGUCCAGAAACUAGUGUAACAACAGAACUGUUUCACUGCUUUUAAUUUGAAUACACAAGCUUAUCUGUUGCACUGCAAUGACACAGUAUACAGAUUUGUGAAAGUAAAGAUUCAGUUUGCUGUUGAAUGAGUAUGUUGGACCCACUGGAGUAAAAUCCAAAUUGAACUGAUACCUUCAGGUUGUUCAACAGAAUUCUUUCUGGGUUGGAUAAGCUUAUAAGUUAUAAGGUAUCAAUCUAUUGGUCAAAAUACAUUGGUUAUGAAAAUAGCAAGUGAGUUUAACUCAGUGAGAGGUGUUUAUGGGAGGUCUUGAGAUAUGUAAUAGUUAAAGCAGGCUACUAAUCUGUAUUUAAGGUUUAUAAAUGUGUUAUUGGUUAGAAAUAGAUAUUGUAACAAUCUAAAAGACAUGCUUAAAACUCUUUCAGAAUAUAUGUUGGUGGUGGUGAUGAUUAGAGAAGAACUGUUUUGAAUUUUGAAUACCAAACAGAUGAUCUAAAGAUUCCUAAUAAGGUAAUUUCAUCCACCCAACACCUUUUUGAUUAUUACUGUAUCACACUGUGGACAGAUUAUAUCUGCCCUAUUUUUAAGGGUCAUGGCCACUUUCUUAGUUAUUAAUGUCAGGAAGUCAGACAGUUGUAUUUAUUCAUAGAGUAAUUGGUUAUAUUUUCCAUUGUAAAUGUCAUACUGCAAGAGAUUUAUACAAGUUUUAUCAUUCCUUCCUUUAAUUCCCUAUGCAUUCUUAACUGUAGUCACUGUGUAUAGAGUGGUGCCAAUUAAAUAUAAUUUACACAUGCCUUGGAUAAACCAUACAGUAAUGCACACUGAUUAGGCAAAGGAAAUAGAUAAUGGCUUCAACUGUGGGUUGGACCAUGUACUGUAGCUCACAACGCAUUGUUCAAAUGGAAACAGGUGUCUAGAGUUAAAGGAUUCUAAAGGUUUCACACAACUUAGAUAGGGCUAGUGGAUCACAUGACACGUCAUAUGACCACAUACAUUCUGAGGUUCAGUGAUUAGGGAGAAAUUUUCGAAAGCAUUUCCAAAUCUCGAAUCAUUGUUUGGGAAGAAAAUAUGAGCUGAAAGUAUUCAUAGAAGCUUUCAGUUCUUUUCCAUGGUCAGACUAAAAUGUGAUUACCCAGGCCUGUUUUUGUGCCAGUUUUAUGAACAGGUAAUAGAUUUUUUUGGCAGUGCUAUUAGGAAUAUUGAUGAAUUUUAAAAUUAGAUAGAUACUGUACGAAUACAAUAUAUAUAAAAAAAGAAUUUAGUGAACAUUUUGUUUUAAUUGGUUUUGCCUUAUUUUACAAAAUACCUGUUUUAUUAUUUUUUUUACACAAAUAUCAGUGAUUAAUAUCGGUGUUGUUUCCUCUCUCUACUUUACUGAGUGCUGAAUUCUCUAAAUUGAGCCCAAUUGGGAAAUAAAAUAUCUUUAAAAUAUGUGUUAAAUUAGAUAAACAGUUCUAUUGUUCCCUUGUAUAACAUUGGUUGUGCCGUUAAUUUCAUAUAUGCUUGAUAACUGUUGCAUUUUAUUUUUAUAGUUGUUUUUUUUUAAUUAAAAACUAUCAAAUUGCUGUCUGUCAUUUUGAAAAGUCAAGAAAAAGUCAUCUCUAUGAUGAUUAAAAUAGAAGCUUUUUUUUUUUUUUUUUUUUUUGGUUUGUUUGUUUUUUGUAGCUUCUGCAUGUUUGUAACUAAAGUCUAAACGAUACAGUGAGGCUUUCAUCUAAGACUACCUUGUUACAAGUGUACCACAUUUACUGUAUUGUCAUGCCACACUGCUAGAAUAUGGGUAUAAUACAUAUAGUGAUAAAGCAAUAAUGUCUGCUUUAUUAAGGAGCUUUCUGGUGGCCUGCAAAAGUCAGAUAUAUUGUAUAGCUGCCUCCUUUAUGUACAAAUCUCUAGCAGUGAAGUGGGCAAGUUGCAGUGGGCAUUUGUUAACAGCAUCCUAAUUGCAGGUAUGUUUGUUUCUUUUCAUCUCCAAAAUAUUAUUACCAACAACUUGUGAGAGCAUCUUUAAAAAAAAAACAAAAAAAAAAACUCUUGUUUGUAAUCACUUUGAGUUUUUAUCCGUCUUCAAAAAAAAAAAGUGUUUUAUAAAAAUUUAAAAAAUUAAAUAAAAAAAUAAAAACGAAUAGUGGUACAUUGUUUAGACUAAAUAACCUUUGAAAUGUUCUUGUGCUAACCCGCUAUGAAGAAUAUUCUGUAUUUUUGUAAGAAGCACUUGUAGAUAUUUUAUCUUUAAAAGGAAAUUAAUGUUGUAUGUUAUCCAAACAAAAAAAUGCUGCUUAGAAUAAUCUAUUCUAUUUUUCAAUGUAAAUGUGCCUGAAAUGCAUUCCUAUAGAGUUUAGCGAUCUGUGUGUGUGUGUGUGUGUGUGUGUGUGUGUGUGUGAUAUAUAUAUAUAUAUAUAUAUAUAUAUAUAUAUAUAUAUAUAUAUAUAUAUAUAUAUAUAUAUAUAAAAUAAAUUUCCUGACAUUAUUAUAAAAAUAAAAAAAUGAAUCACAUUGUGUGACUGGAGGCAUUUUACUAUUAUACAUACACAUGCAAAUAAUCUCAUUGCUGUAAGACAGUAGUUUGGAAAAUAUCCUUCCCAUUGUUGACUCCAUGGGUCAAAUUAUACAACUUUACACAGACUACUGUAGAUUGCGAUUGCUUACAUAUUUUUUUAACCUGCUGAUCUCAACCCCACCCACAUCAUAUUGUUAUAUAGUGUUACUAAUGUCUGGUGUCACUGUAUAGUGAGAAUCGUACAUUGAAUAGCAAAUAGAUUGAAUGGCUUUGCAGUGAGCGUUCUCCAGCAAGGUUAAUGAAGUUCAUUCAAACCACAAUAAGGAAUGUCUUAGCUGUGCAUAAUUCAGUAGUGUUUAAUGUUUUGCCCUGGAUGCCUCCCAAGUAAACAUCUGCAGGGUGAUGCUGCUGUUUGCCCAGCUCCAUGAACAACAGCCAGGGUGACUGGAAUUCUUCAUGGAAAAUCUCCCAUGUUGCUAAAGCACUGACUGCCAUCCAUCAACGAAAAUUAAGGUUAUUGUCAGAUCUGAUCCAACGGAUCCAUUCUUGUUGAACAAUGCCCAAUACUAACAAACUUGAUACUUUACCUCUGUUGUAAGCCUUCAGUCUAUUUGGAUGCUUUUAAUUUUCUUUGUAAUUUAUUUUUAUGUGCAAUAAAAAGAUCAAAUGAA
Molecule: messenger RNA, 4608 nt
Organism: Acipenser ruthenus (sterlet)
Lineage: Eukaryota; Metazoa; Chordata; Actinopteri; Acipenseriformes; Acipenseridae
Product: polycomb group RING finger protein 5-B
Exons: 9
Coding region: 412-1173 (253 amino acids)
Biological process (GO): regulation of transcription by RNA polymerase II
Cellular component (GO): PRC1 complex
Source: RefSeq, a predicted model, not a curated record